CGCCGCGCGCGACCCGGCCCGCGCCGCGCGCGCGCGCUGGCGCGCGCUCGCCCGGCCGCUGCGCUUCGGCCUGGCUGGCCGCUGUACAUAAACACACAUAGCUGGCCAGGCCGCAGCGCCGGCGGCGCUCAGCCUGGGGGAGCCGGGUGGGGCCGCGGGAGAAGAUGGACGAGUCGGACAGCGGGGGGUCCGUGGCGCAGGACUCCGCCUCGGAGUUCGAGUACGAGGAGCAGGACAGCGACGUGGAAAUCGGUUCCGAUGGGGUCGACGACAACCGCGACGACCAGAUGGUCAUAGAGCCCCCAGAGGUGCGCAAGGCGCCCUACGCCAUCAUGAACCGCUCCGAGCUGAAAGACAGGCAGCACAGGUGCAUCAUGGACGCCUCCGAGUUGCUGGAGGUCUCUAGCGAGGAGAGCUUCGUGCUGCUGCGGGUCCACUCCUGGUGCCUCUCGCGCCUCCAGGAGGCCUGGUUCGCCAACGAGGGCAAGGUGCGGGAGCUGUGCGGGCUGCCGCCUGUCUCGAGCGCGGGCGGGGCCUCCGCGUCGGGCUCGCCCUGCCCCUCGCUGAAGGACGAGGGCGCCAGCAUGUGCUGCAUCUGCAUGGCGGAGCGCGUGGGGGUCGCGUCCAGCAUUUUUGCUGGUGCCAGUUCUUUCGCCCGUCGGUUCCUGGGGGCCCGCUUCUUGGAGCACAGGCGGGCCUCGGAGGCGGACCCGGCCGGCCGAGCCGGGCCACCCCCGCAGGUGCGCGAGGAUGCCGCGUUUCGCGGCCCAGGGGCGGCGCGAGGAUGCGCCAAGACACGGGCGCGGCGCGAGGUGCGGAGACGGGUGACCCGAGUCGGCUUCCCGCGGGCGCAUCCCGAGGAGAAGCCGCACAUGCUGUCCUUGGGGUGCGGCCACGGCUUCUGCGAGGACUGUUGGCGCGAGUACCUGCACGUUCAGGUGAACGACGGCAGGUCCGCCGUCCUGACCAGGUGCCCGCAGCACAAGUGCAGCCAGAUAGUGCUGUCGGACAUCUUCCGCACACUCUGCGACGAAGCCAGGAGAGCCAAGUACGACGAGUGGCACCUCCGCACCUUCGUGGACGACAACCCCUCCGUGAAGUGGUGCUCCAACCCCAACGGUUGCUCGAACGCGUGCGAGUACGCGGGCGUAGACAUGUGUGAUAUCCGUUGCAGUUGUGAGUACGUUUGGUGCUGGGCGUGCGGCGAGGAGGCUCACCGCCCCGCCGACUGCAGCACCGUCAACAUGUGGAACGUGAAGAACAGCGCCGAGUCCGAGAACAUCAGCUGGAUCAGGGCCAACACGAAGAAGUGCCCCAAGUGCCACAAGCCCAUAGAGAAGAACCAGGGGUGCAACCACAUGUCGUGCUCGAAGGCGGGCGGCUGCGGCCACGAGUUCUGCUGGCUCUGCCUCGGCGACUGGGCCACCCACGGGACCAGCCGCAAGCGCAGGGCGAGGAGGGGAGCAGCAGCAGGCGGAUUUGAGGAGAAGGACGGGGCAGGAGGGACGAGGGAGGGAGGGACGCGGAUGCUGACGAGGGAGGGAGGGGUUGAGGGAGGGACAAGGGACGAAGGAGGGAGGGUGGGGGAGUGCUUGCAGCCCCGAGCUUCCAGAGUGUUACAAGGUAGCCCAUCAGACUGA
Messenger RNA from Prorocentrum cordatum, 1640 nucleotides. NCBI's taxonomy places the organism in Eukaryota, Dinophyceae, Prorocentrales, Prorocentraceae. The record is from the annotation of a GenBank genome assembly.